UAGUAGAGUGGCUUCCUAGCGCAUGUUUUUAGUUUUUAUCCAGCUUCAAAACGACAUCGUGCUCUGCGGUCCUUUGACCCUUAGCUAACGUGUUCAUGUAUGACUGGUCUAUAGAUUUGCGAUAUAUCGCCAAAAGAAAAGAAACAUAAUAAACCAAAAUGAAACAUAAAUAAAGAAUCUGAAACGAGAAAUGAAAGAACGACACAGAACAGGAUAGAUAGCAGAGAAAUCAAAACCCUAACCUAUCCUAACCUAACAGCUUCAAAAUAUCGCGAUAAAUAAGAAAAAAGAAACAAAAGAAAAGAAACUCCAAAAUUUACAAUCUCCGAUUAUCUCUCCGUCGAGAAGACCCAAAGCCUCUCUCUCUGUCAAAGUGCAGGGCCAGAAAACAUUACAUAAUCAUGGUUCGAGAGAAAGAUGUUUGUUGGGAGUAUGCUGAGAAAUUAGAUGGAAACAAGGUGAAGUGCAAAUUUUGCCUGAGAGUUUUGAAUGGUGGCAUUAGUAGACUGAAGCAUCAUCUAUCUCGACUACCAAGUAAAGGUGUAAAUCCUUGUAGCAAGGUGAGAGAUGAUGUCACUGACAGGGUGAGGGCCAUAAUAGCAUCCAAGGAGGACAUAAAAGAACCUUCUAGUGCUAAAAAGCAGAGGCCUGCAGAAGCCAAAUCUCCUGCACAUAUAUAUGCAACUAAAGCUCUUGUGAAUGUGGAGUCAGUAGCUCCAGCUGCUAAAGUUUAUCCUACUGUCACAUCAAUUUCCCCCCCUUCUUUAAGUAACCAAGAAAAUGCUGAAAGAAGCAUUGCGCUGUUCUUUUUUGAGAAUAAGCUGGACUUUAGUGUUGCACGUUCUCCAUCCUAUCAGCUAAUGAUUGAGGCAAUAGAAAAAUGCGGUCCAGGAUUUACAGGUCCUUCAGCAGAAAUCUUGAAGACCACCUGGUUAGAAAGGAUAAAAUCUGAAGUGAGCUUGCAAUUAAAAGAUACUGAGAAAGAGUGGACUACCACAGGUUGUACUAUCAUUGCUGACACAUGGACUGACAACAAAUCUAGAGCUUUAAUUAACUUUUUUGUUUCCUCACCCUCCAGGACUUUCUUCCACAAGUCUGUAGAUGCAUCAUCAUACUUUAAGAAUACCAAGUGCCUCGCUGAUCUAUUUGAUUCUGUUAUUCAAGACUUUGGUGCUGAAAAUGUUGUGCAGAUAAUUAUGGACAGUAGUUUCAACUAUACUGGUGUAGCUAACCAUAUUCUGCAAAACUAUGGAACCAUUUUUGUGUCUCCUUGUGCUUCUCAAUGUCUGAAUUUAAUAUUGGAAGAUUUCUCCAAGGUAGAUUGGGUGAAUAGAUGUAUCUCACAAGCACAAACACUGUCAAAGUUUAUAUACAAUAAUUCCUCAAUGCUUGAUCUGAUGAAGAAAUUUACUGGAGGGCAGGAACUAAUCAAGACUGGUAUUACAAAGUCUGUAUCCAGUUUCCUCUCACUGCAAUCAAUGUUGAAGCAAAGACCAAGACUGAAGCUAAUGUUUAGCAGCAACGAGUAUUCUGCAAACUCAUCAUAUUCAAGUAAACCACAAAGCAUAGCUUGCAUUACCAUUGUUGAGGAUGGAGAUUUCUGGAGGGCAGUGGAAGAAUGUGUAGCCAUCACUGAGCCUUUUCUAAAAGUACUGAGGGAAGUAUCUGGAGGUAAACCUGCCGUCGGGUCUAUAUAUGAGUUAAUGACCAGGGCCAAAGAAUCAAUAAGGACUUACUACAUAAUGGAUGAGAGUAAAUGCAAGACUUUUUUAGAUAUAGUAGACAGGAAGUGGCGAGAUCAACUCCAUUCACCUCUUCAUUCAGCCGCUGCUUUUUUAAACCCAUGUGUUCAGUAUAAUCCUGAAAUUAAAUUCCUUGUAAAUAUUAAAGAGGAUUUUUUCAAAGUUAUCGAGAAAUUACUUCCUACUCCUGAUAUGAGACGUGACAUCACCAAUCAAAUAUUCAUUUUUACAAGGGCAAGUGGGAUGUUUGGUUGCAAUUUAGCAAUGGAAGCACGAGACACAGUUGCACCUGGGCUUUGGUGGGAACAAUAUGGCGACUCUGCGCCAGUGUUGCAACGAGUUGCCAUCAGAAUUCUGAGUCAAGUUUGCAGCACUUUUACUUUCGAAAGACACUGGAACACAUUCCGUCAAAUUCACUCUGAAAAGCGCAAUAAGAUUGAUAAGGAAACCUUGAAUGACCUUGUGUACAUAAAUUACAAUCUCAAGUUGAUGAGGCAGAUGAGAACAAAAUCUUCAGAAACUGAUCCUAUCCAAUUUGAUGAUAUCGAUAUGACCUCAGAAUGGGUAGAGGAGACUGAUAACCCAAGCCCAACCCAGUGGCUGGAUCGAUUUGGUUCUGCUCUGGAUGGGAGUGAUUUGAAUACACGGCAGUUCAAUGCUGCCAUAUUUGGGGCAAGCGACCCCUUAUUUGGUUUAUGAUCUUGUGAAGUCCAUGCCCAAGUGUCUGCGCUAGUUUUCGCAGAAAGCCUAGUAAGUUUUCUUAGAACGUCAGCUUUCUGCCUUGUAAGUUUCUGUAGAAUGUAAGUUUUUUUAUUUUAGUAGCCUACCUCUCUCGCUUAAUUUGUAAUAGAUGAAUAAAUUGUUCCUGAUUUUUAUAGCAUACUAAUUAAACGUAGAAGCAGCUUGAACA
Molecule: messenger RNA, 2652 nt
Organism: Ricinus communis (castor bean)
Lineage: Eukaryota; Viridiplantae; Streptophyta; Magnoliopsida; Malpighiales; Euphorbiaceae
Exons: 4
Coding region: 402-2441 (679 amino acids)
Molecular function (GO): DNA binding; protein dimerization activity
Source: RefSeq, a predicted model, not a curated record